GCGGAGCGCGGCCCGGGAACGCGGCCGGGGAGCGCGGAGCGGGGAGCGCGGCCCGGAGCGGGGCUCGCGCGGGCCGCCUGCGGGCGGACAGCGCGCCAUGCUGGGCCGGCGGCGCGUCUUCGCGGUGGAGCCGCUCGGCGGCCGGGAUGGGGCCAUCGAGGACCUGGCCCAUGGCUGUGUAGUGCCGGGAGCCACCAGCGUCUACCGACGGAUCCCGGAUGCCACUUGGGGUGGCUCGUUGGAUUCCUGGAGGGGAGAGGGCAGGCUGAGAGGUCGCAGGAGGCCCGCCCCGCUCCUCAAACUGGCCUCCCGAGACUCAGGGGUUGAGAUGGUGGUUGGGGACAGCCCCUUGGCCGCCUUUCCAGGACUUUCUCUGGAGUCUCUGCAUCUUGAGCCCAUGGAGAGCUCUGAGCCUGCUGCCCAGCGAGACCGGCUGCUGGCCAGCCACAAGCUGGAGCGGGCGCUGGAGCGAGCCCGCGGGGGCCCCGGGGUGCCUGGCCAGCGCUGUUCCCGGAGGUCACCUCCCCAGCCUGAGCGGGGAGCACCUGCUUUUGCCACCCAACAAGAGCCCACGGAGGCAGAAACCAAGCUGGAGGCAGGUGUGGAAGAAGCAGAGCUGGAGGGUGGCAUGGGACCCGAAGCCUGGGCCCGCCUCCCGGGGAAGGGUCUUCGCUAUCUGGAGCAUCUGUGCCUCGUGCUGGAGCAGAUGGCAAGACUUCAGCAGCUCUACCUGCAGCUGCACUCCCAGGGGUCCCCCGAGGAUCCUGAGGAGGAGGAGGAGGAGGAGGCAGCCGGCCUGGCUCACUCAUCUUCCCUUUCCACUGCCCCUGACAGUGGGGUACAGGGGCUAGAGGAACUGCUAAGCCAGACGAAGGAGGCAGGAACAGAGGCAAUUUCAGCUCCAAAGCUGGAGAUGCUCAGCCCCAGCCUUCCCAGGCUGUCAGAGGCCCCCGUGGAAUCAGCUCGCACCUUCCCACCCUCCCGCAGACACAAGGAUCUCUCCCACUGGGACAAGGUCAAGGUCUUGCUCAAUCGGAUCCGCUGGCGAAGCGCUAGACACCCUGAGCCCCCUGUCCCUCCUGAUGGUUCUGGUCCCAGAAUUGAGCCCAAGGAUCUCUCUGAAAUGCCUCCAUGCUGCCCCCACCAAAAGACCUUUAUGCCAUCAUUAAUGAUUAAGAAGUCACGAGCAAAAAAUCUUUCUGUUUGCUGAGAACUCUUGGGGCGUCUGGUGGUCCUGAAUGCAAGAAAUUUGCUAUGAGUCUUCUGUGCCAAGUUGCCUUGUGGCUGCUUCUUCAUACUGCCAAGAACAGUUAUAAAUGCUUGCCCCUCUAUUAGUAAGGGCCAAAUUUCUCUCUUCUGAGCAGCUUCACAGAGGAGCCCUGGUUGUCCAAGAAGCCCCAAGGCUUGCCAGCCCCAGGCCCCCUCCUCCUUUCCGGAAGUUCAGAAGACAUGAACUAAUGUAUCAGGAGUCCAUAAAUUAUGUAUGGCAUGGUGAUCUGUAUGUGCCCUUCGUAUUGCAGAUGUGUGUUUAUGCAUAAUGUAUGUACAUCCUUGUGGACCGUUAUUGUCAGUUGGCUGGAAUCAUCCUAUAACGUGUCAGUCUUCUAGGGAAGUAACUGGAAGGAUGGAGCUGACCUUCAUUUCACAUUGGCCAGUGACUGAUCUGGAUUUCUGCCUUCCUCUUCAUCCCUGAAUUGGCAGCCCUCAAACAUGGAACUGUGCUGUUUUAGCUGCCUCCCUGUUGAACCUUGGCCCUUGGAGAGGAGCAGGGGCUUGUGGGGGACCACAGAAUAACUUUGAAGGUCAAUUCGAAGCCCCUCUCCAUACUAGCUUUUCCAUGUCAGAGCUGAACGAACCCAGACAUGUACACUCGCUUUUUAGACCAUGUCAAACAAAACAAAACAAUCUCUUAACUUCUGAGCCACAGCUUCCUACUUGGGAUUAAAACUGCCUGUCCUACCUACCUCACAAGCUUGUUAGGAGGAUAAAGUGACACUGAACUCU
Perognathus longimembris pacificus (Pacific pocket mouse) is the source of this 2004-nucleotide messenger RNA. It is a transcript of the gene C21H8orf58, whose product is annotated as chromosome 21 C8orf58 homolog. The record is from RefSeq and is a predicted model, not a curated record. Lineage: Eukaryota; Metazoa; Chordata; Mammalia; Rodentia; Heteromyidae. The transcript has 7 exons. The coding region runs from base 98 to 1210 and encodes 370 amino acids.